AGCUGGAGGGUGCUCAACAGGGUACAGAAAGGACCCACCACUGAGCUCACUCUAGCGGUUGACCCGCACUCAGCGGAGACACUCGACAGGCUGGGAUACUUAGUCAAUUAUGGAUAUGGCAGGGUGCGCAUCCAUAAAAAAGGGAAGACGACUGAGUCGUCAGACCCGAAGGGUGCGCAGCCUGCUAUAGCCAGUUCCUCCUCCGCUGCACAAAGUGCGUGCUUCAAAGAGGGACCUUGCGGUUCCAAGGACGUACCCAAGGGACUGCAAAGGUUACCUUCAGAGCAGUCAGGGGCAGCGGAGAAGGAAAAAGCACCUGUCCAGGAGUCCAUAGAGCGGCCCUGCUGCUCAGAAGACACUCCUGGCACGGAAAAGAGGGUACCUUCCAGCCCAGAGAGAUCGAAGGCCCUUUUCGCCCAAAAUCCCUUCCGUCCUCCGCUAAAUGCGAAUCGGAGACAAGGUCGAGGGGAGAUUUCAAUGGAGGAGAAGACCCUGAUGGCCACCAAUAGGGGGAAAAAGAUGGCCAAGCGGGCUUCAAGGCCGAAAAAUGGCAAACCCCCCAAGCGAUAGGCCUAGGCACAUCAAGUGCCUGCAAGUGAACCUCCAUCAUGCAAAGGCGGCCUCUGACGUCUUAUGCAGGAGGUUCAAAACAGAACUCUUGGAUGUCGCAUUCAUCCAAGAACCGUGGGUUUUCGCCGGGGCUAUUAAAGGCCUAAACGACUGUGAUGAGUUGACACAACAGGACUUAGCUGCUGUAUGGACUAAAGUGCCCACUCAAAUGGGAGAACAAGAGGUCGUUCUCGCUUCAGCUUACCUCGCAGGCGACAGCUGUGAGAUGCCCACAAGGGAAGUAAUAGCCCUAGAGGAGUACUGCAGAAGGAGAAAGCUGAAACUAGUAAUGAGCUGUGACGCCAAUGCCCAUCACUGUGUUUGGGGUAGCUCGGACACCAAUUCUAGAGGUGAGUCAUUUCUUGAAUUUAUCACUAAGAACAAUUUAUUUAUUCUUAACCGGGGUAAUGAGCCGACCUUUGUCAAUGCUAGGGGAGGUUCUAGACUUGACAAUUUCCUCAACUAGCUUGUCGACCUUUAUCUCAAACUGGCAUGUCUCAAAUGAGGUAUCUAUGUCGGACCACCGGCAUAUUCGAUUUGAUAUAGAAGCCCAAAGAGUAACAAACCAUGUUUACAGAAAUCCCAGAAAAACAAACUGGGAACUCUUUCGCCUCCACAUAGAGCGGGAAGUGAAUGGUUCUACGGCACCAAUUUCAUACGUCUAUGAACUUGAGGACGAGGCGAGAAAGUUCCAAGAUGUUCUCAAACAAGGUUUUGAAGAGAGCUGCCCACUGAGAACCAAGAAGUCUCAAAGGGAUGUCCCGUGGUGGAGCGAUUCUCUCGGAAAACUAAGGAAAAGAGCCAGGAAGCUUUUCAAUAGGGCAAAGUCAACAGGUGACUGGACCGCCUACAAGUCAGCCCUAACCGCUUACAACUGUGAGCUCAGAAGGUCUAAAAGGGCUACGUGGCGUGAGCACUGCUUAAGUAUUUCCUCUCUUCCAGAGGUGGAUCGCCUUCAGAAGGCCCUUAAACUAGAUCAUCUGAAAGUCCUAUGCACUUUGAAAAGACCAAAUGGUACCUACACUGGCACCCCGGAAGAAACCAGCAGGCUUCUGCUAGAAACCCACUUCCCGGGAUGUAUUCCCCAAGGCACAUGUCUUUCAACAAACACGGCGAACACUGUGUGCGCAAACAGGAGGACAAGAGGCCUAGCAGGAAGAAUCGUCAGUGUGGAAAAGAUAUCGUGGGCCAUUUCAACCUUUAGUGCAUAUAAAUCCCCUGGUCCAGAUGGUAUCUACCCAUGCCUGCUGCAGCAGAGCUUGGGCUUAAUAUCUGGGCCACUAGUAAGAUUGCUGAGAGCAAGUCUCUUACUUGCUCACAUACCAACAACAUGGAGUGAAGUCAAAGUGGUCUUUAUACCCAAAGUGGGGAAAAACUCAGCACAACUCCCAAAGGCGUAUAGGCCAAUUAGCCUCAGUUCCUUUCUAGUAAAGACUCCGGUGACUCAAGUCACUGAAAAGGCAUUGCGGUAUAAACAGAUAGCUUUGUGUGCAUUCCUGGACAUAUCAGGUGCUUUCGACAAUACGUCUUAUGAAGCAAUAUCGACAGCUAUGAUACGAAAGGAUAUUCCUGUCCUUCUAACGGAUUGGAUCAUAAGCAUGUUGAGAUCCAGAACCAUAAUACCGGAACUAGGAGACAAAAGGCAAGCAGUAACUGCCACCCGUGGCUGUCCUCAAGGGGGAGUCUUAUCGCCCCUACUUUGGACACGGGUUGUUGACGAACUUCUUGAAAAGCUAAAUGGCAAUGGAUUCAAGGCAUAUGGAUAUGCAGAUGACCUAGUCAUCUACGUUGUCGGCUGGCAUGAGGACACAAUUUGUUCCAGAUUGCAAGCUGCGCUCAGUCUAACGGAAGACUGGUGUGCUUCAAAGGGAUUGUCAAUAAACCCGCAGAAGUCCACCGUUGUCCCAUUUACCAAUAGAAGGAAAGUCAACUUGACUAAACCCACUUUGGCAGGGACAGAAAUUGAGUUCUCAGAAGAGGCGAAGUAUCUAGGGGUAACUCUGGACAAAAGGCUCAAUUGGAACUCACAUCUCCUUAACAUUACCAACAAGGCUACAAGGGCGUUUUAUGCCUGCCAGAGACUCCAUGGUAAAACUUGGGGAAUAUCACCCAAACUAACGUAUUGGUCUUUCAAUACGGUCGUGAAACCUGUUGUCACAUAUGCGGCACUGGCCUGGUGGCCAAAAGCAAAGAAAGCAAGUGCGUGUGCCACCUUGAGCAAGCUACACCGCUUGAUCUGUGUGGCCAUCACAGGAGCUAUGCGCACCUGUCCAACGGAUGCCCUCGGUAUAAUUACAGGCAUUCCUCCUCUAUCUAUUCUGAUAGAAAAGGAGGCCUGCUGGAGCUCCAUACGGCUGCCCAAUGUAAUCAGCAUGAAGAGUGGAGAUCUUUGGGGUCACUUGGAGGUUCUCAAGCCUUUUCUGGAUGAUCCCGCUAUCAAGCUCACAGAUAUCAUGCUACCGAAAUUAUCCUUUGAUAAGCCCUACAAGGUCAGAAUUCCUGAAAGGGACUGCUGUAAAGCGAUAAUAUCUAUGAUUGACAAAGGGUCCCAAGUAUGGUAUACCGAUGGAUCAAAGAUGGAAGACGGGAGUACUGGGGCAGGCGUGCUUGGACCAAGGUUCCAGAAAAGUCUGCCAAUGGGCUCAUACCCAACCAUAUUCCAGGCGGAGAUCUUCGCAAUCGAAGUCUGUGUUCGAGAAUGUCUUCGGAGAAGGACAAACGGGGCCAGAAUAAAUAUUAUGUCGGAUAGCCAGGCAGCACUAAGGGCCUUAGACUCAUUUAAAACGACAUCAAGGCUUGUGGACAGUUGUAAAACUCUUCUGAAUAGCCUAGGAGCCCAUAAUAGAGUUACGCUGUGGUGGGUCCCUGGGCAUGAAGGGUUUGAAGGCAACGAAAGGGCUGACUAUCUCGCAAAACGUGGGGCCCAAACGCGAAUGCAUGGUCCCGAGCCUUUCUGUGGUACAUCUAUAGGAUACACUGCAGAACUACUUAGGAGUUGGGAGGAAUCUCAGAUUGCUGCCCACUGGCGUAAGUCAAAGGGAAUGAGACAAUCAAAGAAAUUCAUAACUCCUUCCAAGAGGAACUCAGAAAGACUCCGUGAACUCAGCCGGGAGGGUCUUAGGACUAUUACAGGCUACCUGACAGGACACUGCAAGUUAAGGUACCAUCUAAACAAAAUGGGGCUUUCUGUAGAGACGGACUGCAGGUUCUGUGGGCUGGCGGAGGAAACCUCGGAGCACAUUCUGUGUGACUGCCCGCGUAUCAUGAAUAGCAGACUGAUGCACCUUGGGGAACGAUUGUCUUCUCCAUCCAAGAUUUGGAACACGGCACCCUCCAAUGUGCUUAAUUUCUUGAAUAGCCUAAGGUUGGAGUGACUACAAUCAGGGUUUAGCACAAUAGAUCUUUUAGGUCGCAGCGCGAGUAUACCCGACGUACUAAUAAUAAUAAUAAUAAUCCCAAAUUUUAAAAUUGGAGUGAUGCC
Messenger RNA from Rhagoletis zephyria (snowberry fruit fly), 4090 nucleotides. RefSeq lists its product as uncharacterized. Lineage: Eukaryota; Metazoa; Arthropoda; Insecta; Diptera; Tephritidae. The record is from RefSeq and is a predicted model, not a curated record. Gene Ontology annotation, molecular function: catalytic activity.